AUGGCCGAGAUUAUGGGUCCAAACGGCCCCAAGACUGGUCUCAUAAGACGAGUGUCCAACAAAGUGAAGAAUCGCGCGGCGCAUAUCCCUAGACCGGGUCGUCGCCAGUCUUCCGUCCAUCCAGUCAGCCGAGAUGGAAGUGUUGGCCCUGGGAUCAUCCGCCGUGGCAGAAGUGGCAGUAAUGUUACCGCUCCUGAGCACGGCUGUACCGAUUCCGAGGAAGAAUUCGUCGAUGAAAAAGAUGAUCGCGUCUCCCUAUUUGGCGGCGACACACCUAAGGACUAUUCUCCGAUCAGUGCUGCAGUCUCUGUAACUACCCCCGCGACAGCGGUGGAUGUCACUGCUGGUCCUGUCAUCCCACUCGCUCUCCUACAGGGCACUUGGAUUUCAAAAGUGUCCAAGAAGAGCCGGAAGCGUGUUUUGCUGUCCCUCGAACCUGAGGCAGGCAAGUUCUCAUGGGACAGGAACCGCCCCUCAAAAUGUGUCUACAUUGAUGAUAUAAAAGAGAUUCGGGUAUAUCCCGAUAUCUCACAAUCCCGCAAGGAUUGCGGAAUUCCAGAAUCCGAUCAACACCUCUUCUUCUCCAUAUUGUACGCUAUCCCCGACAAGUCCAUGAGCAAGACCAUGCAUCUUGUCGCCGAUGACGAGGAAACCUUCACAAACUGGGUUUCCACGCUUGAUGCUAUCUCCAAGCAUCGGCAGGAUCUCAUGUCAUCUCUCAUGGCGUUCAAUGACAAAGCCAUCCGCGCCUACUGGCAAAAGGAGAUGGGCAAGAUCAAUUCUGACAGACUCGGUGUGAUUCCGGAAGAGGAAAUCGACUUCUCUGGAGUGGAACGAGUCUGCCGCAAUCUCCACAUACAUGUACCCGAAGGCAGCCUCCGGGCCAAAUUUAACGAAGCCGACAGAAGCGGAACUAAAAGACUGAGUUUCGCCGAAUUCCAGGAGUUUGUCCGCUUGAUGAAGCGGCGCGAGGACGUUCGCGCCCUUUAUCGCGAAGUAGCUUCCGACAUCGAUAGUGGCAUGACCUGGACCGAAUUCCUGGAUUUCUUGCGGGACGUUCAGGGCGAGGUUAUUGAUGAUUCCGCUCCGUGGGAAGCCGUUUUCGCCAAAUUCAGUCGUCGCUACAGACCUAAGGAUGCUGGAAAGCUCGACAAUGGCGUCGACGAGACUCCAAGGAUGUCUGAAGCGGCUUUGGCCGGAUAUCUGACAUCAACUUAUAACCCGCCCUUGGUGAAAGCACCACAAGAAUACAGUCUCGACCGGCCCAUGAACGAGUACUUCAUCUCCAGCUCUCACAAUACAUAUCUUCUGGGUCGACAAGUUGCUGGGAACUCCAGUGUUGAAGGCUAUAUCUCAGCCCUGAUGCGUGGCUGCCGUUGCGUUGAGGUUGAUUGCUGGGAUGGCCCAGAUCUCCAGCCAAUUGUCGUACAUGGCAGGACUCUCACAACCCAAAUCCAAUUUCGCGAGGUGAUCAACGCCAUCAACAAGUAUGCUUUCGAGAGAUCUGAGUUCCCCUUGUGGAUCUCCCUAGAGGUCCACUGCAAUCCCGUUCAGCAAGCAGUCAUGACAAGUAUCAUGGUUGAGAUAUUUGGUGAUAAACUUGUUCGCGAAACGCUAGACGGAUUCACUGACCAGCUGCCUCCCCCUUCUGCCCUGAAAGGACGUAUUCUCAUCAAAGUCAAGAAGCCUCAGGCAAUUGAUGACUUCAAGAAUGGAGACGUUGUCGCCGGGAGGAAGAGGGGAAACAGCCUGACAUCGCCCUAUACCAAGCCAGUAUCGAUGGAUAACUCGCCCAUCCCGAACAGUCCUCUGCUAAGCCCGAGCUACUCGACAAUGAGAAGAUCCAGCAGCAACCAUCCCCGUGUUGACACCAUUACUGAGGGCGAGGUUCAAGAGCCUGCAAGCAGCAGCACCAGUGAUGAUAGCGGCGAGGAAAGAGGACCUACAACUAAGGCGAAACAAAGCAAAAUCACCAAGGUGCUAGGUGAUCUUGGUGUUUACUGUCUCGGAAUCAAGUUCAGGGGCUUCGAUGAUGCCGAGUGCAAGUCCUUUAACCACAUCUUGUCUUUCAAGGAGAGGACAUUCUUGAAGAACAGCGAGAGCAAGGUGGACAAGAGAGCUUUAUACCGGCACAACAUGCGCCACUUGAUGCGUGUCUACCCCAAUCAGACUCGCAUAACGUCCAGCAAUUUCGACCCUCUGAUUUACUGGAGAAGAGGUGUCCAAAUGGCUGCUCUCAAUUGGCAAACUUUCGACUUUGGCAUGCAACUUAACCGGGCGAUGUUUGAUGGUGGCACGGACCAAUCAGGUUACGUGCUGAAGCCAAGCGAGUUCCGUGAGAUCCAAGUGAUGCCCAACUUGCCUGGAGAAUGGAUUGGUAAGCGUGAAAGGAAGAAUGUCAGCUUCAGUAUCGAUGUUAUUUCAGCCCAACAACUCAUGCGCCCUGCCAACCUCGGAGAACGUCGGACUCUUGAUCCAUACGUGGAGGUCGAAGUCUACCUUGCAGACGACAAACGCGACAAGAAAGAGAAUAAUGGCCAGGCUCAGCCAUCGCGCACACCACAGAAGUGUCGCACACAGGUCAUCCGUGAGAAUGGCUUCAACCCGAUCUUCGAUAAGAAGUUCACGUUCAACUUCACAACUAAAUAUCCGGACCUCGUGUUUAUAAGGUGGUCUGUGAAACUUUCGCAGGGCGAAAACCAGCAGGAUCGCAGCCCUCCAAUGGCAACUUUCACGGCCAAGUUGAGCAGUCUCAAGCAAGGUUAUCGAACACUCCCUCUUUUGGACCACAAUGGAGAUCGAUACCUCUUCUCUACGCUCUUCUGCCGUAUCAAGGUUGACCCUAUCACCAGCGUAUUCGUUGACUACACUGAGGAUGGUGAUAAUGUCAACAGAUUGAGGAGCCUCGGCAGAACUGUCUUCAACCGAUCAUCAAACAUCAGCCCGAAGUCCAGCAUGGACAGUGGGCUGUCAUGA
Molecule: messenger RNA, 2976 nt
Organism: Phaeoacremonium minimum UCRPA7
Lineage: Eukaryota; Fungi; Ascomycota; Sordariomycetes; Togniniales; Togniniaceae
Product: putative phosphoinositide-specific phospholipase c protein
Exons: 1
Coding region: 1-2976 (991 amino acids)
Biological process (GO): phosphatidylinositol-mediated signaling; lipid metabolic process
Molecular function (GO): phosphatidylinositol-4,5-bisphosphate phospholipase C activity; calcium ion binding
Source: RefSeq, a predicted model, not a curated record